Messenger RNA from Parathielavia appendiculata, 331 nucleotides. RefSeq lists its product as uncharacterized. The coding region runs from base 118 to 279 and encodes 53 amino acids. Lineage: Eukaryota; Fungi; Ascomycota; Sordariomycetes; Sordariales; Chaetomiaceae. The record is from RefSeq and is a predicted model, not a curated record. The transcript has a single exon.
GUGGAACAAAUGUGUGGUGUCGCCGCCGCAAGGAAGCCAUGGUUUCGAGGAGCAGUAGGGCUGGCCGGAGAGGACGGACGCGCGUGUCGGUCAUCUAAGAGAGAGGAAACUACAUAGAUGCCGAGUACCCGGCUCGCACCCGGGCCCUGGCCGCUGUGCGGUCGCUGUGGUGUCGCCUACGGAGCUCUAUGUAGUAGUGCCUGUUGCGGAGGGCUUAAGGUGCAAACCUUGGGGUUCCGUGGUUCUCUGUGCACGCCCAACGACAACGAAAGGCCGUAAGCCGCAGAGAGCCCGGUAGAGAGGUUCGGCCUCGCCUCUUUGACUAGAUACC